Messenger RNA from Lactuca saligna, 522 nucleotides. The record is from the annotation of a GenBank genome assembly. Lineage: Eukaryota; Viridiplantae; Streptophyta; Magnoliopsida; Asterales; Asteraceae.
AUGGCAGGCAUAAGAUCAUGGAGUGUAGCUUCCAUAUCGGAAGAGGAGCAUGCAAUAUAUGGUGCUUCUGACCCUACAGACACACCAACGAUGAUCAUGACUUAUGUGGAGGAGCCUAUGGAGGGCAGUGAUAACACCGAGCCCGACUAUACUCCAACUGAGCACCCGUCCGAGCCCGACUAUACACCAGUGGAGGAUAACUCCAGCCCGGACCCUUCUAAUCCAAUAUAUUUAUUAGACUACACACCGGCUAGACUUAAGCUUCUCACAUUCGAUUAUGAGACAAACGAGGGUGGGGAGGAUAUUUCCACCUCGCUAGAGAUCUCACCACCCUGCCCCACUCCUUCACAUCGAUCUUUCAGAGCUCACACUACUAGUACUCGGGUGAAACAAACCAUGAGAAAGACUAUUGAUAUCCCCUCUCGAAAGAGAGAAAAAUCUCCACCUCCAUCACAACCGCCAGCGAAGAAACUGUAUGGGGACCCCACUUGGAUGCCCAUGAUUAGAUCUUGGAGGCAAUAG